Hylaeus volcanicus is the source of this 8324-nucleotide messenger RNA. RefSeq names its product fez family zinc finger protein 2-like. The coding region runs from base 4403 to 5887 and encodes 494 amino acids. Gene Ontology annotation, molecular function: RNA polymerase II cis-regulatory region sequence-specific DNA binding; DNA-binding transcription factor activity. The record is from RefSeq and is a predicted model, not a curated record. Gene Ontology annotation, biological process: regulation of transcription by RNA polymerase II. NCBI's taxonomy places the organism in Eukaryota, Metazoa, Arthropoda, Insecta, Hymenoptera, Colletidae. The transcript has 5 exons.
UGCCGUGGAAGUGUUUGCCAUUGAACUUGAAAUCGCGCGGUGGUAGAGCAAGAAAACCAUUCUAAGUGGAAAAUUCUACAGCAACGAUAAUCUGUACCAAGAAUGCAAUGAAUCGCCACCGUCGUAAUCGUUUAAGCUGCGAGUGAUCAUCGCGUCGACGACUAUCGCUCGAAUCGAUGUCAUCACAGGUCCGGGCCGAUUUUCGACGAAAAUCUCGCGGUUAGGUUGCGCAAUUAUCGCUACAAACAGCGUCGCGAAUAAAGACCGAUGUCACGAACUGCGCAACUCGCUCAAAGUCCUUUUCCUAAGAAAAUCGAUGCAUUCUUUGAAUGUUCGAAAUCCUCGAAUCAUCGAUAAUCUUGCUUUGCGUCUUCUUUUCUUUCGUUGAAGGAAUACCCGCCGAAAAAGAAAAGAAACGCGACGAAUUAAUGCAGCGUGAUCGAUGCAACGGCACAGACGCAGCUUGGCGCAAUGUGCCCUCGCUCAUACCUCGAUGCACUUAAGCACCGAUGAUAUACGACUCGUAUAAAAAUUCUAUGCCGCUACGCGAACGUUCCGGACAAAAACAAUAACUGAAAUUUAUGGAGCUGUUUUCCUUAUCGGUCAUGAAAUCCCGGUUGCAGUUUCAUUGGAAUUUGUAGAUUAUCUGGUAGAUAAAACGUUCGAAAGAUUGUAGGAAUGCACAAUGCUUGGAUUUAAUGAUUACUGAGAAAUCAAAUCGCAAUUUCGUUGGACGUCCUUGAAGAUUCAUACGUAUUUGUCGAAUGCCCUUAGUCAGCUUUUUUGGCGAUCUUAUUUAAUACAAUUGAGGGGUGUGCAUCAAUAAGGAGGCAGUUCCAUUUUUUAAAAUUCUUGGGAAAUUAAAACAAAACAUUUUAAAAUUCAGAUUUUUGAAAUUUUCUUUCUUUUUAUUUUUCAUAUCAUAGCACAGGUAGCUAUGCUAAUCAUGAAAUUAUGUCGUUCUGGAUUCCAUCCUUUCUUUUCUGAGUGGUGGAGGGAGGAUUAAUGUUUGGACCUGCCCCGUUGUCGAGGCAAGAGAACAAAAUUUUCUUUCAAACACAUGUUUACUUGAUUCUUAAAACAAUUGGCAAUACAAAAAAAACUAUGCAGGAUACAAAAAAUCGUAAAAUUAGUGCAAAAUUCAUUCGUCUUCCUGCUCUAUCUCCGUCAAAUCGACAUCAUCAGUUUCCUAAUGACCGGAGCUGUUUCCUCAUUGCGUCUCGAAGAAAAGGAAUUUUUUAAAACCGUGAUUAUAUUCUAAUCUCAAAACCAUAAAAAAUGGAGCUGCCUCCUUAUUGCAGCACACCCCUCAAUGCUUCAAUUCUGGGGAGACAUGUGAUCACAGCUUUAUUUUUAGUAAAAUUGAAUCAUAGAUUUUCAAUGUCCAUCGUUUAUAGUUAAUACUCUUCAGUAUACGUAAUCGUUCGUCCCUUUGUACGAUCCCUUUCCGCUAUUCUAAUCGCCCAAACAACCACCCCAACAAAUUCCCUGCGACCUGCGGCGUUCGUCUUCUGUUGGAGCUAUCUGUUGCAAAGGGUUUCGCGUAAAUGCUCGGUGUACUCCUAACGUACCGGAACGGAGCGCAGAGUCGGCCAUCUACAUUUAUUUCCUCGUAUAGGAGCGGCGGGCACAAAUAUCAAUCAGUGGAGUCAAGAGUGGAAUCAGGGUGGCCGAGUGGUUCCACAUAAUGCUGCAACCGGAGGUGAGAGAGCGUUGCACACCCCGUGUCUCGUGUCCAUUCGCUGGUGGCUGUGCAGUUACGACACGCGGACGGGGCCACGCUACCCUCCUGCACCCACACCUACCCCCUGGAAAACGAAUAAACACGUCCGUCGGCUACGUGCAUUCCACUCGUGCACGGAACCGAGCCAGUACACUCUGCGACAAAAUUGUAAAUCCCCAUAUUAUUUUUACUUCACAGAAUUAGUAAACCUAAAAGUGUUUAGCGUUAAAAAAGUACCCUGUAUAUAACGAGGAUUAGCUACUUUAAAAAAAAAGUGAAAUAUAGUUUCGUUGCUCUAUUGAUGUAUACCUAGAAGAAUACUUAUUCGUUAGAUUUUUAAGAGUUUAUAAUAGUAUAGAUUGAGUGGAAAUGCUGACGUUUUGCUUUAUACAUAUUUUAGGAUUUCCUUAAAAGUUCAAAUAUUAAGAAUUAAUAAAUGUUUACACUAAAUAUACAGAAUGGGAUAAAAUGAGGAUAAAUACAGUAAAACUUCGAUUACUGAACGAAUCUAAAAAUCAAUUCGGGCGUAAAGGGGUUGAACAUCAAGUAUCCAGUUAUUGGUAGUAUACAUCAUUGUAAUUGUUACAGGAUGACAAAUGAUUUAGACAUUAUUAGAACUCUAUCUUUGGACUCUUAAUCUGUAAGUGUCCUAAAUGAAGGGAUGAAAGUUAGAGCGAAAUUAGCGAUCUUUCUCCUUAUUCCGAAAAAUCUUUUCGCUUAGUGAAUUACACACAAAAGUCAAGAGUUUUCAUCUUUUAACUCCCCUCUUCCCUUCACCUCAAAGGUUACUUCUGCCCUAUCAUUUUCUUACAUCUGUUUUUCAUAUGAAUAGGUAAGAUUCUUGGAAAAAAAUGUAAGGCCUCCCUUUUUAUCUCAAAGGAUCAGAGAUAAGGAAAACGAACAAAAGAUACUCAACUUUUUAUACAUCGUCAGAUGAAUUAAAAAUGAAGUCAUAAAAUAAAAUCAUGUUUCUAGUUCAAUUAGAAUCAUGCCUGAUCUGUUUAACAAUUCACUUAAAUUGUCAGUAAUGAAUUAGUAAUACACAAGGAGAUGAAGACAAAGAGGGUCGUUGGAAAACAGGAGAGACAACGUUUGAUGUUAAUCUUCUAUUGCCACCCAUUAUCUAUAUUUUUGAUCUGUGAUUUAAUCUUAUUAUCAAUUGUGGUCUUAAAGUAAUAGUAUGGCUUACGAUCUGUUUGCAACAACUAUUUUGCAAUUUCCCGCACGUGGACAGAUAUCGAUAAAUAUAUCGAUUCAUCACUAGUUUUAUUGAUCUUUGCAGUUGAUCCGACCUUAAACAAAAUAAUUAAAAAAGAACUCAGGCGUCAAAAUUUUACUUUCUCACUCUAACCUACACAUAUUUUUAGUGUUGCUAGAUGAUAAGAUAAAACAAUAAAUUAAUAAUGUAUAGAGUUUUGUUCCGAGUCGAAAUAACAUCAAUUAUGGUGCACUGAGGUAUAUAAUUAAAUAUAUUGAUGAUAUAAAAAAAAAAAUAAUAUACAUGUCGAAUUGAGUAACCUCUUCGUUUUCGAAGUCGGUUAAUAAAAUGAUCUUUAAGAAUGUAUAAAUAUCUCAGUGACGCGUAUCUACGUCAUCCAAAGCGAAGGUGUCUCAAGUAGAAUUUAACUCAUCUCUGCUAGGAAAGGACCAACUUCCGUCCAGGAUUAGAGAAAACAAUCCGUGUACGCCGCGACAGUUUCAAGAAAUACCGAAAAUCCAGGGGGUGUUCUAUCAUUUUGUCGCGGAGUGUAUGCGUCGGUGGUCGGGUAGCGUGCGGCAGAGGCAGCGUCAGCUCCGGGGAGUCGAGCGUUGGACUGUGUGGCUGUCGCGGUAUCCAAAGCGUGGCUCGGUGUGCGGCAUCGGUGCCCAUGGAGAGUGGUUUCGUGGGGGUGGAGUAGGGACGAAGGAGGCGUGCCAUGGAGGCGGAGACUCCAUCGAAAAUCCCAGCGUGCAUCCAGCGUCUGUGUGGGUGUUCCUGCUCGGCGGUUUGUCUCUCCUCUCUCUUUCUCGCUCUCCACUGGAACGCUCGGGGCUCGUGUGCGUUCUCUCCCCUCUCUUUCUCUCAGUCUAACUCGCGACUUUCGGCCGUCAUCGCAUGGGAGUUCCUCCGCUAUCAGACACCGUUAACAGCAGUCGGCGUCGAGGCAUCCGCUAUAACGUCUCUUACAUCCCCGGGUGACGGUGCCUCGACCGUUCCUGACCUGUUCGGCCGAUGGGCCGCCCGGAAAUCAGUGUCCACGACACCCGGAAGCCAAUUUCACGCGCUGCGAGGACCUCUUUAUCAGCGAACACUCUGCGAGCUCGUGUCUCCGACGUCGAUCGAAUCGAGAGUAUCAGCGCUAGGACUCGCGAAUCCUUCGGUGAUUCGAACCAGUUGCCUCAGAGAUUUAUGCUCGACGGAUUGGACUGAGUGACGGGUCGGUCUUCAUGGCAAGGAACGAGGAUCUUCGUCGCGGAAUCCCGAAGAGGAAGUGUCAGUGACAAUUGGACUUCAGAUAGACGUGUAUUAUUGUUUCGUUGCUGUAAAAAAAAAAAAAAAAAAAAAAAAAAAAUAUAUAUAUAUACGUGGAAUGGUUUACUGACACUGCGGUGGUGUAGCUUGUCGCGCAGGGAGCGAAUGUCGUGUACAGUGGGGGGAGGAUUGUCUUGAAGCAAAGUGAUCGAACUGUCCCGAGCACGAUGAUGGAAGUGCAGCAGCAACACUCGCCGGUCGGGGUGGGUCCGUUGGACUUUUCGCGAAGAGGUGUCGCCGAGGCGUCCGCUUUUCGCGUUGUCAAACCGAAGCAGACCGCGUCUUCGUUGGUGCAUCAGCAGGCGUUGUCGCCGGAAGCGAAUAACAACGAGCAUCUCCAGGAGAGCCAGCAGAUUCCCGUCGAGGCUGAAGGUGGCUGUAACGUGCGUUUGAUGUUCCCCAGAUUGUGGGCCCCCUUUGGAAACGCUACAGAGGUCACGAACUUACCACCCUUGCACAAGAGUCAUUCAGAACGACUGUCGUUCGGAGUGGGUCGGCUUGUGGGUUCCCCGGCAACGAGUCCCUCUCCGUCGCAUUCUCCCUGUCCAGAUUCGCCGCCGUCGGAUCGACGAGACGGCGAUGUCGACGUCGACGUCGACGAGGAGGAAGUGGACGUGGACGUCGAGGAAGUCGAGGACGAUCGCGACGCCGCGUCGAGUCCGCCCCGAUCGUCGACGACGCCCUCGCCAACGAGCACCGCGACGUCACCCGCUUCGAACCCGCCCAAGAAGUCUGGCGACACUUUCAGCGUUUCCGCCCUGCUCAGGCCUGAUCCGCCAUCCGCACACCUGCAGAACGCCUCUCCUCAUCGGGACACAGCGUCAAUCGGCGGGCACCCGCCGCCUCCUGGUUCCACGAUGCUCUAUCCGCCCCUUCAUCUUCAGGGUGGAUUGCUGCCGCCCCAUCCCCAUCAUCCUCUCUCGUACCUGCACCCUCAGCUGCUGCCUCAUCAUUUGUUACCUCCGCACCUGCACCCGCUGCUACGAGGCGUUCAUCCGGGUCACCCUGGUCUGCACUCGACCCACACGGCGCACGGGCUUCAUCAUCCUCAUCCUCUCGGCGACGUUUACAGCUGCGUCAAGUGCGACAAGAUGUUCAGCACCCCUCACGGCCUCGAGGUGCACGCAAGGAGGUCACACAACGGGAAGAGACCCUUCGCCUGCGAGCUCUGCAAUAAAACCUUCGGCCAUGAAAUCAGCCUUACGCAACACAGAGCCGUGCAUUCCGCGGAGAAGGUGUUCGAGUGUAAGCAGUGCGGUAAAGCGUUCAAGCGCUCCAGCACUCUGAGCACUCAUCUCUUAAUCCACUCGGACACGAGGCCGUACCCUUGCCAGUUUUGCGGGAAGAGAUUCCACCAGAAGAGCGACAUGAAGAAACACACCUACAUACACACCGGCGAGAAGCCGCACAAGUGCCAGGUAUGCGGCAAAGCGUUUUCACAAAGCAGUAACCUGAUCACGCACUCCAGGAAGCACACUGGGUUCAAGCCCUUCGCUUGCGAGCUUUGCGGUCGUGCUUUUCAGCGAAAGGUUGACCUGAGAAGGCAUCGAGAGACCCAGCACGCCGAUCUGAACGCUUCCCAACGACCCGCGAUCGGUGCCAUUCCUGGACAAAAUUCUCUGCCCAAUGGCAACCCUUCUAUGAUGCAGUGAAGGACGCUCGAACGAUAUUCGAAUAAACAGUGAACCUCACCCUCCGAGGGGGCAAGUUGAGAGCGUAUGUAUCGGAACGCGCGAAACGUUCCUUUUGGUGCAAUCGACGAACUCGUUGGACGUCGAUAGAUCUCGCAUCCCUUCGUCGUCGAACGUGAACGCGAACAUUCCGUUGGGAAGCGUGUACAUCGACUUUGUACAUUGAACGGACUCUAUAUUUAUUAUUUAAGCGUCGAACUACGGAAGGUUCGACAGACGAACGCAAGGAGUAGCUGGCUCAUUUUUUACCCAUGAUCAGAUUUUUACUUGUGAAGAAGGGAACAGGAAGUAUUAAGAAAUGUUCAGAUAAAAUUUGUUUACCGACAAGCAGUUUAGGGUCUUCUAAUCAUGCUUUGGUAUCGAAGAAAACAUUUUUGACCCGUUUAGAUUUCCAACAAAAUGGAAAGUGUUCGAACACGUGUAAAUCAUUCCCUCAAUUUUAAAAUGUUGCAGCACAAUUUUCUUUUUUGAAUUACAUUUAUUAUUCAUUCUCUAACUUCAAGAAAAAUAUUCUCUUCCUCUUCUUCGUCGGUGAUAAUUUUAUUUAUGAUUCAUUUUCUAAUUUCUUCUAAAACACUUUUUAUUUCGAUUCAUCAUUCGAUAUAAUUAAAAAAGCAACCGUGACCAAUGUCUUAUAAAAUUAAAUACGUUUAUAGUUGCGUGCAAAAGUGUUUGGACAGAUAGAUUUUCCACAUUGUAUUCCGAAAGCGAUAUCACAACUUGGUACAUAUACAUAUAGUUCCGAAAUAGUAAAUAGAGUUUAUUUUUUUACACUGUUUUCUUUUAAUUACUAUACUUUUCUACCUAAUAUAAGUUAACCUCUUGAUGGACAUUGACACAUGCAUAUACAUUAAUUUUCUGAGUUCUUGUGUAUAUUAUCGCGUGAAAAUAGUUAUUAGAAACUAGAAUAGUUAUUACAAUUUAAUUUCCAGUGUUAUAAUACAACAACAUCGUCACGAGAUUGAUAGAUGUUCUAGAUAAAUAUUAACUGGAAAUUUUGUUUAUUUCUAAUAAAGUAAUUCGUCACUCAAGAGGUUGAAAUUACUUUAGAUAUCACUUUCGGGAUAUAAAGUGGAAAAUCUAUCUGCUCGAAAGCUUUUGCACGCCACUGUAUAUCACCUUCGGUUGACUUCUGACACAAUAUAAGUCCUGGUUUACAAUUUUCACGUGAAAUAUGGGUAAAAAUUGACCCAACUCCGCUGGCGGACGAUUAAUUUGGCUGCAUAGAAUGCAACCAAAGAUUCCGUAAUGUUUUCCCUGCGUGGAAAACGAACGUAAGACGCGCGUAAAUGAUACGCAUUAUUGUUACCAAAGCUGUACAUUCCAUGCGCGAUUCGAGCAAGAAAGUAUGGGACAGAAUAAAAUUUUCGACGAUCCUUUUUCUUGGGCGAAGCACGAUAUUACUCAUCGACAUUGUUUCCGCGAUUUUUCGGUGAAAUCGUUGUAGAGACUUUUUAGCGGAUCUUCGAAUGAUUCAGAAAGUCGACGAUCGAAGAAGUUUCUUUGUUUCGAGCGUCGCUACUCUCCGUAUUGAAUCGUUUGUUAAAUACCGAUAAUCAAUCACUGUACUUCUCUUAUUAAGUAAACGUUUACACGUGGGUUUUCGCGACGAUUGAACGAGUUCUAAAUUAAAUCACGCUACCGAAUUGCACUUUAUUCGAGCCUUCUUGAAUUUGACAAACUGUUACGUUACAUCGAACGUGGCGAAAGUGAAUCUAAUCUCACGGCUCCGGUUUGAUUUUCAAGAGAGCGACGAAUUUCAGUUAAUACUCGUUCGAUCGUCGUCGAUCGACUCCGUGUAAGAAAGUACGAUCAAAGCGUACUGUAUUUUGCAUAUCUCCCGCACCUAUCGUUCAAGAAAGGGCAUCUCCUACCCCAAAGUUGCAACUGUGACCAAAAAAUACUUGUAAAUAAAAUAGCACCGUAUCUCGCCUAGCCUAAGCGUAUAAAUAUAUACAUAAUAUAAAUACGAGUAUAAAUACAAAACGAGUCGAGGCUAUAAAUAUUAUAAAUAGAGACGAAACACGCGUUAGAGGGCCGAUUUAUUCCAACCAGAGUGGCGCAACGUCCCUGCUCCCACCGGAAGUCUCGCCAAAGAACAAGUAAUUGUAUUCUUCCUCUCUUCUCGCUACCAAAGUUUUUAUUGUUGUACCAUUACUAUCAUUAUGUAAUUAUUGUAAUUAGAAGACUCGCUAUUAAUAUUAUUGUCAUUAUUACUAUUAGUUAUUAUUAUUAUUAAUAAAUGCUGUUACAAUUUGUAAUUCAUUCUCAGUGACACGAUCAAUCCCUUUCAUUCGAGAAAAUACGAUCAUCGACGCACUGGAUCGAGCUGCAAGUCAAUACGCAAGAAUUUCGACGAAGUUUAUAUCAUCGUUAUCUGAAUAAAAACAGAAUUUAU